Molecule: messenger RNA, 735 nt
Organism: Exophiala bonariae
Lineage: Eukaryota; Fungi; Ascomycota; Eurotiomycetes; Chaetothyriales; Herpotrichiellaceae
Exons: 4
Coding region: 1-735 (244 amino acids)
Biological process (GO): regulation of DNA-templated transcription
Molecular function (GO): DNA-binding transcription factor activity, RNA polymerase II-specific; zinc ion binding
Source: RefSeq, a predicted model, not a curated record
AUGGUCAAUCACGGCAUGUCUCGGGCCUGUGUGGGAUGCAAGCAGAAGCGGAAAAAGUGUGAUGAAGGCCGCCCGACCCAUGUUUUCCCUGCAAGAGCCAGCAACAAGCACCUGGCAAAUUUCGACACCUCUCUUGCUUGGUUAUACGUCGACCGACUGACGUUCAUUCAGGCCUGCCAAAGAUGUCUCAAGCGUGGGGAUGGCUGCUUCUACCCGAACACUGCACUGCAGUUCUUCCGCCAUGAAUACGACGACAAACGCCGAAGCGCAACACGUAUACGUCCAAGAAAGUGUGCUGACAUCUCACUAUUGUCACAACCUUCGUCAGAUCGAUUGGACCAGAAGGUGGACAUUGAUCAGCUCGCGAUCACCAUCUGCGUUGAGGAAUAUACUGCCAUUUCUCAAGACCUGUCAGUAUCCAGAGGCUAUCUAAGCUCUCUCCGAGCUAUGAUUCUGAUGCUAGGCCCCGGUUCCAUUAUUGCGGAAUCUGCCAGAUUAGUAGGCUUGGUGACUCUGGGCAACAAACUGCAGAGACCUGACAUUGUUCGACGAGCGUCCGUUUUAUACCCAUAUAUCCUUCGUUCUUUCCAGCUUGCAAUCUCCAAGACACCUUCUUCCAGUACGGUCGAGUCCCUGACGACCAUAGUGCUUCUUGGUUUAUAUGAGAGAUUACUCUCCUGCCCCUGGGGUAAUGAAGGACAAGAGUAUACAACUAUCAAUCAGUUCGUUGAGUGA